This is a messenger RNA of Liolophura sinensis, 1931 nucleotides long. RefSeq lists its product as uncharacterized. The transcript is spliced from 3 exons. Gene Ontology annotation, molecular function: protein binding. Bases 63 to 788 code for a protein of 241 amino acids. NCBI's taxonomy places the organism in Eukaryota, Metazoa, Mollusca, Polyplacophora, Chitonida, Chitonidae. The record is from RefSeq and is a predicted model, not a curated record.
UCGAAUCUGAACACCUCCUGUCUGUCAAUGAUUGGGUGGUUCGAUGUGUCUGCCUUGACAAGAUGAAGAGCGAAAUCAUUUUACCUAUCAUUUUUACCCUCACCGUGGCAGUGGCAGUGGCAGAGGGCGAAGUUUACAGAAAGCGACAGUGCAAAACGGGCAAAUAUUUCGAUACUUCCAUUAAACGGUGCAAACUUUGUUCAAUUUGUCCACAAGACCAAAUCGUUCGUAUACCGUGUGGUGGCACCAGUGACGUUCUUUGUGGCGAUUUUACGGAAUUCAGUGAAUUUAAUCAACAUGCAGGACAGGGUUUGGUUCAAAACACGACCUUGGCUAACAGAGACAAUCAGCACAACCAACAGGACACGCUGUCGCCACAGCCUGGCUGGAUAAACAUGACAGUGGUCAUUGUUUUGUCUCUAAUUGUAGCAUUUUUAACAUUUGGUGCCCUGACAUUCUAUUUAUGGCGCAAAAGGCAGGCGGGUACCAAGGAGAUCACCACCGUUGUCUACCAAAUAGAUCCGAUGUCGAACGAGACUGUGGCCAAUCCUCUGGCAACCACAUUCCCGCAGGACACAACUUGUCUGGAAACGAACACCUUUGUUCCUGAGCCAAGCACCUCUGGGGAAUGGAGGAGGUCACCCAAGAAGAAUGACUAUGUCAAACUUUUUCGUCCCUCCGACAAAAACUGUCGAGAGAUUGAUCUGGAUAUUGAAGAGAAAAGCAUGGGAAUCGUGUCAUCUGACAUGAAGGACACUGGAGCAAAUGGAACGUCAUCUCCAAUUUGAAGCUGUAGAAAAGAACUAAAUAUUAACCUAUAUUACAAAUUAAGUGCCAGGGCAUGACGGAGAAAGAUUAUAUACUUUAGCUGUGCUCAAGUAUAAUGUUUUGGAAAUCUUGGAGGUUAUGAGAGAUUUUGUUGUCUUUACAUUGCUUAUUGCUGUUUAUAAAGAUUUGGAAACGAUUUUGGUUUCUCACUUGCAUCAGGAGGAGAAUGGUUAACUACCUAGUGAGAUAAGGUGGUUUCCUCCUUUCAUCAGGAGGAGGAUGGUUAACUACCUAGUGAGAUAAGGUGGUUUCUUCUUUUGCAUCAGGAAGAGGAUGGUUAGUUACCUUGGGAGAUAUGGUGAUUUCCUCCCUGCACCAGAAGGAGAAGGUUUAGCUACCUAGUGAGAUAUGGUGGUUUCUUCUUUUGCAUCAGGAAGAGGAUGGUUAGUUACCUAGAGAGAUAUGGUGAUUUCCUCCCUGCACCAGAAGGAGAAUGUUUAGCUACCUAGUGAGAUAUGGUGGUUUCCUCCUUGCAUCAGGAGGAUGGUUAGAUAAUUAGUAAGUCAGUGGUUUUCUCCUUGCAUCAGGAGGAGAAUGGUUAGCUACCUAGUGAGAUACAGUGGUUUCCUCCUUGCAUCAGGAGAAUGGUUACAUACCUAGUGAGAUACAGUGAUUUCUCCCUUGCCUCAGGAGAAUGAUUACCUUCCUAAUGAGAUACAGUGGUUUCCUCCUUGCAUCAGGAGAAUGGUUAGCUGCCUAGUGAGAUAUGGUGGUUUAUAUGUAAAGUAAACUAAACUAGGCGCAUGAAACCUGUUUAGCAUUGUACUGGUGAAACAGUGGUCAGGUUAAUGAGUGAAGGAAUCUCGGCCGUUGACUUAAAAAAGAGUUAUGUCACAAAUGAUGGCAACCAAAAAGAAAAGUUUAUAACAUUAUCUGUUACCCAGCAUUACUUAUUUCACAGGUUGUAAGACAUAAGUUUUCAAAUAUAGUUUUCAGUUGUCAAGACAUUUUACCCUGAUUUUCCUCUGGGUUUUUCUUUCCUUUUAAAUUUUUGUGUUAACCAAACAGCUUCAACUUUUAUUUUCAUGAACAUGUGGAUGCAUGUAUAAAUACUUAUAAGUACAUAAGUAUUUUCAUUUUUCAUAGCUAAAAAUCAUCUCUCU